CGAGGCGGGUCGCGCUUCACUCGGAGAAUGGCCGCGGCCGCAGCGUGCGGCUCCCCGCCUCCCCGCGACCCGCCGCCGCCGCGGAAGCGGGGUGACUCCCGGCGGCGGCAGGCCGCCCUCUUCUUCCUCAACAACAUCUCCCUGGACGGCCGCCCGCCUUGCCCGCCCACCGAGAAACCGCCGCCCGCUGGCCCGGGCGAUGGGGAGGAGGCGGCGGAGCCGGUCGGAGCCCCCCCGCGCUUGCUGUCCCCGCUGCCCGCCUGCCAGCCGCCGCCCGCUCUGCUGCUGCCCGGCGUCCCCCCCGCCCUCGCCGCCGCCGCCGGAGCCAAAGGGGAGGCGGACCCCCACCGCGGGGGCAUCUUCCUGCCGCAGCUGCUGCUGGGCGGCCCGCUCUGCCCGCCGCCCCCGGCGCCGCCCGCUUUACCGGGGAUGCUGGCGGCCGCCAAGCCGGGGGCCCCGGGGCUGCUGAGCCCCACGCAGGGCGCGGCGGGCGGCGGCUUCGCGCUGGAGGCGCAGCGGCAGAGAAGGCGUUUUAUCUCCCAGCGCUGCUCUCUAGACUUUUUAGAAGACAUAGUGGAAUAUGCCAGUGUACGAAGAACCAAGCAUAUAUCUGGGUCCCCAAGACACAAAAGUUUGAAGAAGAUGCACUUCAUCAAGAACAUGAGGCAGUAUGACACCAAGAACAGCAGGAUAGUGUUAAUCUGUGCGAAACGAACACUCUGUGUGGCUUUUUCUAUCCUACCUUACGGGGAAAGUUUACGGAUCAGUGAUAUAAAAAUGGAGGGACAGAAGCAACGACAUCCUUCUGGAGGAGUUUCAGUCUCCACUGAGAUGGUGCUUGGACUGGAAGGAGUAGAGCUGGGUGCUGAUGGCAAGGUUGUGUCCUAUGCAAAAUUCCUGUAUCCGACCAAUGCCCUCGUCGUUCGCAAAGCCGACAGCCAUAGUGCUGUCCCCUCGUGUCGAGCCAGUGCUUCACGGAGUCUUCCUGGAUCAAGAUAUAAACCUGUGACAGCAAAAACGAUACCAGCACCAACAGACAUUGGAAGUGAAGCUGGGGAAACCGCAGAGUAUGAUCCAAACCUUUUGGAUGAUCCUCAAUGGCCCUGUGGAAAACACAAACGUGUGCUCAUCUUUGCCUCUUACAUGACUACAGUCAUAGAAUACGUGAAACCCUCGGACCUUAAAAAGGAUAUGAAUGAAACUUUUAGAGAGAAGUUUCCUCAUAUCAAGUUGACACUGAGCAAAAUUAGGAGUUUAAAGAGAGAGAUGCGGAACCUGAGUGAAGAGUGCAAUCUGGAGCCAGUCACUGUCUCCAUGGCUUAUGUUUACUUUGAGAAGCUCGUCCUCCAAGGCAAACUCAACAAACAGAACCGCAAACUGUGUGCUGGUGCUUGCGUUCUGCUUGCAGCCAAGAUCAGCAGUGAUCUCAGGAAACAUGAAGUUAAACACCUUAUAGAUAAACUAGAAGAGAGAUUCCGAUUCAACAGAAGAGAUCUCAUUGGUUUUGAAUUCACCGUCCUUGUAGCUUUGGAACUGGCGCUCUAUCUUCCUGAAAACCAAGUUUUACCUCAUUACAGACGGCUCACGCAACAGUCUUAACCAAAGCUACGCUCCAGCUGAGAGCCAGUGGUGCUGGGGAUCGCAUCACUGACCGCUGCUGGUGACGUUGCCACUGGCCAUUCUGUGCCGCUAUGUGCAUCCUGCCGUGGCUACAGCUAGUUUUGAAGUCCACAGUGUGUUAUUAAACUGUCGAGGUGCGCAUUAUGGACACGUAUGCCAAGUCUGGGGGAUGGUACGAGAAGAGUUACUGAACUUUAUUUUCUUUUGGACGUUUAAAGCACAAAUAUUCACCAGUCAGCUGUCAUGGCUGCUUAUUAUUCCUUAUUUAUCUUUCAGUUUUACUAAAACUGUUCUUCCCUAUGAAGAAUACUAUGGUAUUGUUUCUUUUUUAUUUUAAGCCUUUAUUGUAUUCCUUGAGACGAAAGGAAGCAUCACUUCCAUUCCAGUGCACCAUAAAGUUCAGAUGUUUCUAAGAAUCUUCUCACAUUUUUACAUUAAUGAAAUGCAUACUUUAUUUUUUUAAAGAUGUGCCUAAAACUGGCUGGUCUGGUACCAGUGCUUUUUAAGUUAGUUAUGUUUAGUGGGUAAUCCUGAAUUUGUAUAGCCAUUUAUUCUUUACCUACAUUGGCCUUGCAUAUAAGGAAAAACAAUUCCAGUAUAUCUGCACUAAUGAUACACAGGGCAUCUAUUCUCUACUAUACUACAGAUCUAUAAGUAGCAAGAUUGAAAUUACUCCGUUCCAAUUUAGUUAGUUAAUACCUUAAGAAUAUACAUUUUAUUUUAAAAAGAAAGAUUGUUUGAAAAUCUGUCAUGAAAUACCACACGUUGAACAAGGUAGCUGCAGCAAAGCCAUUGCCAUCCUAAUUCACUCUUCAGUGGAAGAUGAGCGCUUGACUAGGAGCAAUUUGCUGUCAAAUGCAUCAUUUCUGAUUUUAUUUGUUUCAGUGUUCUGUAGUCUGAAAUAAGCACCUUUUUAGUAUGACUGUGUUAUAUAUGGUCUUAUGUGCUCUGAGCAAAUACUUAAGUCAGUAGAGCUACUGCUGCCAAACUAAGCCAAUGAAACGAAGCAUGCUCGGUAUUUAAAAUGCUACUUUUUUACUCUGUUCUUCCAAGCAUUGCAUCACUGUGACAGUCCUCAUAAAACUGGCAUUUGUUGCACAUCUGAACAGCCACUUAAUGGCUGGUGCCCAGCAGCACUCUAAUGCUUACGCAGAUGUUAAAUAACUUCUGACCAUUGGCUAUUCUUUCAUGUACUUUUUUUUUUUUUUUUUCAAAUAUCCAGGUUAUGAAUGAAUUCUUGAUUAUAUGUGGAACCUUCUGUGAUAGUGGCUCUUGGGUUUAUUUUCUGAAGCAAUAUUAUGAUAAAAGUAACUGUGUCCAUUUGCAAGGAACAAAACUGAUGCUUGGCUAUUAUGACUGAGAAAUUUGUAUUUUAAGUUUGGCUCCUAAAUGAAAUACUAGACCUUGUACUGAGAUAAGGGACCUGCUAUCUGGUAUGUAAAGUAAUGUAAAUUCCUGUUCCUUGUAUUAAAUGUUGGUUGUAGCCAAAAACAAAGCUGAAUCUUUCCUUCUCAGCUGUAUUUUGUCUGAAGCUAAUUUGGCUUCAUUAGAAUUGCAGCAAACUUUACUGGAGCCCCUUCUUCUUUAAGUAGGGCUGAAAAUGUAUUUUUCCUAUAUAGUAAUUACAGUAACUAUAAAAUCUUUUGUAACUGUGUUCAGCUGUAUGUAGCUUCAAGUUAUUUGUGUGAAAUUUUAAUAUGCUUGUGAUUUCUCUCUAACACAGAAGGACUCUCCAGUCUCUGUGAGAUGGUAGCUACUAAAUUAGACAAUAAGCUUGCCAGUUAUCUUCCAAAAAGUUUAAAAAAUUGCAUACUAGUUAAACUUUCUACUGAAUGUAACUGUCCUUCCAUGCAAGAAAUAGUGACGUACUAAACAUCUAACAUGUAAUGAGCCUUCAAAUUAGCAAACAGUGGUGAAGAUGACUGAAGUGGCCCACCACUUCCUAAAGUCAUUAGGAAGGGGCCAGAGGUAGAAUUGAGCAAAUAAUCUUCUUGCAUGGUAUCUCCAGAACUAGUAAAACACUUUGGUUAGUAUUAAUGAAAUCAGAAAAUUUCUUUCUCGGAAAACUUGUUUAGCGUAUAAAGAGCUUUCUGUAACAAAAUUAACUUUCUCACUGCCAAAGGAGGGGGAAAAAAAAUGUGCUUUGCUUUGCAACACUGCAGUCUCUGUUCAGUGGAAGCUCCUCUAGUUGCAGUGGGCAUUUGGGCACUCCUAGAAUCUACGGUUUCAUGUCAUAAACUGGCAAGCUCUUGUUUGUUUGUUUGUUUUCAUUCAGAAUAACAAAUUAGGACAAGGAGCAUUAAAUUACAGAAUGCCGAAUGUUGUCUAAAGGUUACUGUAAACCUUGGCUUGGGCACACACAGUACGCACGAGCUCGAAAGCUGUUCGGAGCACAGGCCAAAAACAGCGCAGUUGUUGAAUGCUGCGACAAUGUCUCUGGUGGAGCGCAGGUUUGGGGCUGAUGCUGUCGGAUAAUUUUGUUGUGGUAUCUGUGCAGAAACAGCCCUCCUGAAGAGAUACGGUAACUCGUGUAUGUGUGUUUAAUUUUUUUUUUUUUUUAAUCGCUUCUAGAGUGUAGCUUGCAGUCCUGUGUGGGAGUAUCUAUCUUUUCACCUAAAAGCUGCCACCAUGUGGCAAAGGACUCUUACUACGUGAUCCAUUAACAAACUGAAAGUGGGACCCAAACUAUAAUGAAUGCCUGCUUUACAUUUUCACAGCCCAACUCCUCUUGCUUUGAAGAGAAACGCCGGGUUAUGCCGAGGGGUGGUCUAGCGCUGUGUGCCGAGUAAAGAUGCUGCUGGAGUAACUCAGCACGGAGAACUCUUGGGUUUUUUGUUUUGUUUUUUGUUUGUUUUUUUCAGAAGAGGCUGUACAGUUUUAUGUAAACAAUACUGUCUUACGCCAUUAUUUAAAAGACAAGUUGUAGCCUGUUCCAUUUCUCCCCCCCCCCCAUGAACUUG
Tyto alba (common barn owl) is the source of this 4580-nucleotide messenger RNA. RefSeq names its product Cdk5 and Abl enzyme substrate 2 (gene CABLES2). The transcript has 10 exons. Lineage: Eukaryota; Metazoa; Chordata; Aves; Strigiformes; Tytonidae. The record is from RefSeq and is a predicted model, not a curated record. Bases 28 to 1599 code for a protein of 523 amino acids. Gene Ontology annotation, biological process: regulation of cell cycle.